AUGGCCAAGGAUACGGUGUUGACACCAGAGGAUGAUGACGAUGAUUGGCAACUGGAGCCGAUAUUCACUGGCGUAUUGGUCAUUGAAUGGCACAUCAAGGAGCUGGGAGAUUUUUUUCGGCCCGCCCCGUUGGAUGAAGACUUUCCCCCUCACAUUACUACUACAACGCUUACGACGGACAUUAUCCAGUUCAUCGCUCGAACCGCUUCAGAGCACUUCGGAAACACGGUCAUCGUCUCGAGGAUCCCGUCGUAUUUCAGUGUAACGAGCGAUUUGAUGUUCAGCGUUGAGGCUGAUCCGUUCAUGCAAGCAGCCAUGGCGGGUGCCGAGCUAACGGAUAGGCUUGCUACAACGUGUCUCGUGCAGAAGCUUCCGAAGCACAAAGUUCUCGCCUUAAAGGUAGCCUUAAAGGCUCACAAUUGCCUCUACACAGAUCCAGAUAAAUUACAGCUUUUUGCUUAG
Molecule: messenger RNA, 462 nt
Organism: Phytophthora sojae
Lineage: Eukaryota; Oomycota; Peronosporomycetes; Peronosporales; Peronosporaceae
Exons: 3
Coding region: 1-462 (153 amino acids)
Source: RefSeq, a predicted model, not a curated record